AUUAUUUUGCUUAUAUAAAGAAGUGUGCUUGCCACUUAAUUUGUUAAUUGUGCCAACUGUGCCGAAACCUAGACAGCAUAGCCAUGAACAAGUUCGCUACCCUCGCGGUUCUCUUCUGCGCCUGCAUUGUGGGCAGCUGCUACGCCAACUACGGCGGCCGCCCUGGCUACGGACACGGUGGCUACGGCCAGGAGAGGUCCUCGGGAUCUGCUGGUGCAGCUUCUGCUGCCAGCUCGGCGGCUUCGAGCAACGAGGGUCGCGGUUAUGAGCGUUAUGAGCGCCCCGUCGAGAUCAUCGCCGGCGGACACCGUGGAGGCUACGGCCAGAACCACGAGAUCCUGCGCCCCAUUAACAUUGGCAGCUACGGACACGGACGUCGUGGUCCCAGCUACAACCGCGGCUAUGGACCCCGCUGGACUGUCCAGCCCGCUGGCGCCACCCUGCUGUAUCCCGGCCAGAACAACUACCGCGCCUACGUCUCGCCCCCAGAGUACAGCAAGGUGAUCCUGCCCGUCCGCGCUGCCGAGCCGGUGGCCAAGCUGUACGUGCCUGAGCACGGAUACGGCCAGGAGUACCGCGAGCGCCCGUACGGCGGACCCCGCGGCGGCUACUAAGCGGAUACUUAAUCCCAGCCAAAGGCCACCUAGGCGGAUACUUGAUCUGAGCCUGGACGUGUACAUAAUAAACCAAGAAUGAAAAAACAUAA
Messenger RNA from Drosophila kikkawai, 706 nucleotides. It is a transcript of the gene Cp19, whose product is annotated as Chorion protein 19. NCBI's taxonomy places the organism in Eukaryota, Metazoa, Arthropoda, Insecta, Diptera, Drosophilidae. The record is from RefSeq and is a predicted model, not a curated record. Gene Ontology annotation, biological process: multicellular organism development. Gene Ontology annotation, cellular component: egg chorion.